AUGGAAAAAACUGUUACAGAGCUAUUAGAAAACAUUGUCACGUUGGCAGAACAAGUAAAGGAUUUCCAAUGUGCCGAUUUCAUUACUUCGGUGUAUCUGGCGGAACAAAUGACAUCUGUAAACGAAUUGUCGCAUCACGUCACAAAGAUGGAAAGGUUAUGUGGCGAUGAACACGCUAUAUAUCACUACGAUUUGACAUUAUUGAAGGCGUAUCCAAAUCCAUUCAGUUUUAAAAUGCCAGGGCCU
Molecule: messenger RNA, 246 nt
Organism: Iphiclides podalirius (scarce swallowtail)
Lineage: Eukaryota; Metazoa; Arthropoda; Insecta; Lepidoptera; Papilionidae
Source: the annotation of a GenBank genome assembly